AUGGGCAAUGUCAGGGCCAGGACGGCAAUGGCUUUGGUGUUUGGCAUCAGCCUCGCCACUCGCCUUCGGACCGGCUUCCUAAGCGCAAGUCCUGGUCCACGAAGGCCAGCCUCUGAAGUCUGGAUUCCUGAUGCUCCGAAGCUUUCUUCCACAACAGACAUGCCCCCGCGUUCGCCCCACACCGCUUCGUGGGCAGCAGCGUUUGCCCUGGCGGGUGCUGCGUGCGCUGGGCCUCGUGAGCUCCGUCGCCUCAGCAUGCAGUCCAAACACGACAAGAAGACCUUCCGCGGGAAGCUCCAUGCCCACAGCUUCGGCAAGUAUCGCUUACGCAAGAACAAGGCUCGGCGCAUCCAGGCGAUGAAGAAUGGCACCUUUGACCCAGACACCACCAUGCAGCAGGGGCAACCUGAGCCAGAGCACAGCUGGGACUAUGACAAUUUGAUCGAGAACCCGAUCUACUAUGCCCCUGAUUAUCUCAAGGAUGCCAUGAAGGAUUAUUGGGAUGAUGUGAACGAAGCCAUGCGCCAGAAGUGGAAAGAUUACAUGGGCAUCAAAGGAAGCCAGCGAUAUUUCAAGAACUGGACUCCACCGGGAGUUUCCCCGUGGUUGCAACAAGCGCAACCACCUGUGAUGGUGCCCUCUAACCAACGGCUGAAUCUCCGAGUUGCACCGGACUUGCAUUUCACAGAAAAGGACAACCCCGACGAGGAACUCCAGGAAGUCUAUGCUUCAGUGCCCCGGGCCCUGUGGACGGAGAUCAUCAACCUUCACGGGGAGUGGCCCUGGUGCGACUACACCUGGGUGGGCAAAGCGAUCGGCACUCUCAUCAACUUUGUCAGCAUCGGGAUUUGCAUGAUCCCGGUUGUUGUCUUCAGCGAUGGCUUCAUCGCCAAGGUUAAGGCUGGAGAGGCCCCAUGCCUGCGCGCACCAUUGCGCAGCCCUGUUCUACAGCUCUCAGAUGCUCUCAGUAUUGCCAGCUUCCGAGGCGUGUCUCUUUGCUUUUCUGCAGGCAGCAAGCACUGCGGAAGGCGGGGCUUUGACAAUGAGCGAAAUGGCAGAGCACCGCUGGCAGCUGGCCUACAAGGCCUGGGCAGCUGGCAACAAAGAAGCCUGGAAUGUUACGACUUGCAACCGAGCCGCAUCUGGAGACAGGACAGCAGCGGCUUCAACAUGCUCUAUGAGCACCUCCUCCCACCAGCAGCACGACCGCAUCCGCCCCUUGGAGAAUGCGCAAAAGUAGUCACGCAGUCAGACGUAGUCACGCCCUUUAGACUCAGCGAUCAGCUCUCGACUUGA
Symbiodinium natans is the source of this 1296-nucleotide messenger RNA. Lineage: Eukaryota; Dinophyceae; Suessiales; Symbiodiniaceae. The record is from the annotation of a GenBank genome assembly.